Molecule: messenger RNA, 2295 nt
Organism: Bipolaris victoriae FI3
Lineage: Eukaryota; Fungi; Ascomycota; Dothideomycetes; Pleosporales; Pleosporaceae
Exons: 1
Coding region: 1-2295 (764 amino acids)
Source: RefSeq, a predicted model, not a curated record
AUGAAGAAUGACCUCCACAAGACCUUUGGCGAAAUCUUCAAUAACGACAUUGACGCAUUCCGUAAUCAACUUUUAGAGAUUCAAAAGUAUCAAUGUGACCGAAAGGAGUCUGAAAAGUGGGCAGAAAACCUGCGCUUCCUUGACAUAUCAAAAGUUCCAGACUUGCAGGCCGAACGGUUGAAGCAGGAACGUCUUUGCUCUCAGUCAAAAGAGAAGGAUCCGCUCUUUGAACGAAUACCACCAUCCUACGAUGUCCCUAUAACAAAACGCGAAGACGACAAUGGCGAUAGGUAUAUUGCCGUCUCUUAUAAAUGGCCUCAGGCUCGCCCGAAAGCCGUCUCUAGCACUAUGAACCCGCCUGUGUUCCGCUACCAGAUCAAACGGCCAGAUAAAAAGUCCCACAAAAGUGGAUUUCCGGAUCAUUACAUGGAUCGGGUUGUUCGAUAUGCACAAAGUGUCAAGAUGACGAGACUAUGGGUGGACAUAGAGUGCAUAUACCAACGACCGGAAGACAAGCGCACGUCGCCGAAAGACCAGGAGCUUGGUGUCCAGAUCAUGGACAUGGUUUACGGUGAUAGCACGCAUUCCGUUGGCAUACUAACUGUCGAGAUCCAAGACCAACGCGAAAUCGAUAUGCUCUCCAAUCUGCUUUCCAAAUCUCUUUUUGUCGAUCCCAACGAUGAGGACGAUCUAAAACUGCGACCCGAAGUUGAUGUCACUGCCGUGCAGAUGCUAAUUCUUCACAUUCUCAGCGAUCCCCGCUGGUCGCGCGGCUGGAUCUUCCAAGAAGACCAUCUUGCUUCUCAAAAGAUGGUAUUACUCAUCCCAUAUAAUCCGCGCCUCGAAAAGAGCGGUCAAUACCCCUUUGGGAAAAUACCAGGCGAGCUUCAGGUAAAGCUCAAAGAUUUCCGACAAACUGUGACGAUGUUUUGUCGAGCGUGUACCACGGGUGAAGUGCGAUGGCCCUGUACCGAGAUCUUAGCAAAAGUGACGCAGUACAACAUUUGCAACAAGAUCAUUCAUAAUGUGGAAUUUGUAGCGCAACAACCGUAUGUUCCGCGUCCUUGGGAUGUCGAGUCUAGUUUCGGUAGUGAGGCUAGCAAGUCCAGCACGCAGUCCGACCCCUCUAAGAUGUACUCGUACCCAACUACGACUGCAAGCGUACUCGAUGACAUUAGUAGCCGCUGCUUAGAAAAAGAGUCGGAUAGGAUCGCCAUACUCGCCAACGCUUUGAAGAGUAAGAAGCGGCUCAAUACUAGAGAGGGGUCGCCUUUGAUUGAAUCUGGGACCUACAGUCUCUCUGCCGCUCUUCUCACCGUCAUCUUGCUGAAUGGAGAAAUAUUUAAGAAUGUCCCAGGGCUUUCAGUCAAAUGGCCGUUGCUUGAUCGCUCAUCUGAAUUUCCUACUGAAGCCAACAUUCUAAGCCACACACUACCGUCAUACCUCAACGCCUGCCAAUCUCUUUUCACCGCCCCGGGUCGGAUACGUCAUCAAACUUUUAUCGAUCGGUGUCGCUUUGUAUCGCCAAUCAUCACGGACCGUGGAAUCGAGACGAAAGGAUAUCUUUUCGACUUGUUAUCCGACGAGCAAUUAGACAAUGAGGGGACUCGAUCUGAUCUACUUCUUCUCACGGAGUUGGACGCGGUGAAUUGGUCGCCCCCCGAGCGGAAGACUGGAAAGCGCAAACUUGAUGACGUUGCUUGCCAGGUGCUUGGAAUACUUAUAGACAAGCUGGACGGAUCGUGGCCGAAUAAUACACUUGUCAAUCAUAUGCGUAGAUAUAUCGAGUUGGACCAGCACCCGCCGCGCCUAGGAGAAGGAUAUGUAUCCACGUCUUACAUACUGGAUAAUAUGUAUGCGAUCUAUCGAGCUCUUAUAGACAAGCAGGAGAUUCGCCUUGCACGACUUGCGUCCGCGCCUCCAGGUGCAGAGCCGGUCGCUCUUUUCAUCCGGCCUGGGGAGUAUGUGGGAACCAGUCAGUCAACUGGUUAUCUUCCUCACGACGAGCCAGUAAAGGUUUUUGCAAGUUUCGACAACGGUCGGCAUGACUACGACAAAGAGCGGCUGGUGAGUCUGAGGGUUGAUGUAUACGAUGAUAUUGGCGUUACAAAAGGCCGGGACCGACGACAUCGCUGCCUAAGAAAUUUGGGUUGGGUCAAUGGUAUUUGGGCUGUUCAUGGCGAGAAGAUGGAGACAUUUGUUUUUCCACUGCCGGGAAUUACGAAAGAGGGUGGUGAUGAGCGAGAGGUGAAGAGCAAUGCGGGAAAGAAGAGAAAGAGAAGACAGGAUGACUAG